CUCGUAAUCAAUCCUCUUCACAGUUAAGGCAUCCGAAACACCGCUUUUCCUGUCUUGAGCUCAAUUAAAGCGCCCUUCCUCUAUUUCCCAUAUGCUUGCUGAUCUACAUUGUCUCCUGCACAAACAACGCCACGAUUUUAAAAUUCUCAUCCUUUCAAAUCUAUUCGUGGAAUUGCCUCUCUCCGUGGCCUCCUUUUGCCACAUGAUGUACAGGCUCCGCGCUCCUCUAAGAUAAUAAGAUGCAGAUGCUGGAGUGAGAAAUAACAUCGUGUGGAGCUGGAGGAACACAGUGGGCCGGGCAGCAUCAGAGGAGCAGGAGAGUUGACGUUUCGGGUGAUAAGGACUACUGGUUUUUUGAAAGGACUGUAUACAGAGUUUGAGCUGAAAUCUGAUAAUGUCAAGGAUAAAGAUGCUAAAAUUGCAUUCUUGCAGAAGGCUAUUGAUGUCGUGAUGAUGGUUUCUGGUGAUUCUUUGUCUGUGAAACCUGCACGUGUUGUGGCUGGUCAUGAACCUGAGAAAACAAAUGAACUCUUGCAAACUAUUGCAAAAUGUUGCCUUAAUAAGCUUUCCAGUGAUGAUUCUGUGAGGAGGGUCCUUGCUGGUGAAAAGGUAGAUCUUAAAUCAAAAGCACUGCCCAGUUCCAAAUCACAGGGAAAAGAAAACAGAGAGAAAAAAGAUGAUGAGCGAAAGAGGCAGAAGGACAAAGAACAAGAGGAAAGGAAUGAGAAUGGAAUUAAGCACACCAGUGGAGAUCGAAAAGAAAAGGAACAUGGGAGACCAAUGGACAAAGAAAGGGACCGACACAAAGAUGGUGAUAGACGAGAAAAAGUAAAGGAUCAAGAAAAGGACCGAGCAAGAACGAAAGAGAGAGAUGAGGAAAACCACAAGAAUCGAGGGGAUGGAGAAAAAGUGGAAAAAGACAAGAACCGAGAAGGAGAAAAAAUGGAAAAAGACAAAAUUAGAGGAGAUGGAGAAAAGGACAAAGAGCGAAGCAAAGAAAGGGAAAGAAAUAGAGAAAAAGUGAGAGAGAAAAGACAGCGAGACAAGGAGCGUGAGCAUUUGAAAGACCCAAGUAGAGAUCAAGAAGUAGAAAGGGAAAAAGCCAAAGAACAGGAAAAAUCUGAUAGAAGGCCUAAAGUUGCAGCAGAGGAAAAACCCCACAAGCAGCCUCCAGAGGUGAUGAAGAAAGACAACAAAGUUGAUGUAGACCAAGAGGAUAAAGUAGUUGAGAUUCCUGGAACAAAGGCUGAGAGCCCGGUCAGGAUACCCAGACCUUCAUCAGCAAAAGGCCAAAGGAGAAAACCAAAAUCAGGAGUUGAAGAUGAGUCAGAUGCCGAAGGGGAACUUGAAGCUGCCCACAAUUCUGUUGAGAAGAAACAUACGACAGAAGUGAAUGGAGAGAUUUUUGAUGAGCUUUCCACUCAAGUCUUGCAAAGCAAACGAAUACCUCGCCCAGGCAGUGCAAGACCAGCACCUCCCAGAGUAAAGAAGCAGGAAGGUCCAGACUCCCCUUCAGAAAGAAUUGGUAGUGCAAAACCUGUCUCUAAUUUAAUAGUGGAUAAAGGAAAGAAUGUUGAAGAAGAAGAAGAUGAUGAUGAACAGUUUGUGGUGGAAGAAGCAGUCUCUCAGCUGCCAGAUAUGCCUGAGGUGGAACCUGCUACAGUGGUGGAAUUGCAAGGCAGUGAAGACCAUGGUGUGCUUGUCAGGAAGAUUUUAGAAACAAAGAAGGACUAUGAAUCUUCUAAGUCUGCAAUAAAAUCCAAAGACCAGGAGAAAACCAUCAUCUCUGAGACAGCAAAAAAGAAGGAAAGGGAGCUUGUGGCCAAGGAAAUAGAGAAACUACGCACAUCCAUUCAGACCCUGUGCCGUAGUGCCUUGCCUCUGGGAAAAAUAAUGGACUACAUCCAGGAAGACAUGGACUCCAUGCAGAAUGAAUUGUCAAUGUGGCGCAAAGAAAACAAGAAGCAUGCAGAAUCUCUUCUAAGAGAACAAAGCAUCACAGACACAGCUGUGGAGCCAUUAAAGACUGAACUUGCUGAACUGGAGCAAUUGAUUAAGGAUCAGCAGGAUAAGAAUUGUGCUGUCAAGGCAAAUAUACUGAAAAAUGAGGAUAAGAUCCAGAAGAUGAUCUCAAGUAUUAACUUCUCUGCUAGAUCCUGAGGGAGGAAAGGCUGUUUCACAGUCGGUGCUGCAACCAGUAAUGCAGUUCAGCAAAUAAGGUGAAGAAAUGAAAGGGAGGAGGGAUCUUGUAUGACAACAGCCUGACAAAUAAUGUGUACAAGGAUUUUUAAAAAAGCGUUUCUCAGCAUUCCUAUGUGUCAAAUUAGUUGCAUUCUACCAGAGAGUGUAUUAUCUUGCAUAGUUUGGAGAUAACAAAUAUGUACAUCAAAUAAAAAGCAAUGUUUAAAAAUAGCCUGCAGUUCUGAUAGCAGGAUUUGUACCAUUUUCUUUUGUGCUUGCCUUCUUUGGGCUUAAAUUCUUGAAAGUGAUUUUAGCAGAAUAGUCAAUGUGAAUAAAAAGCAGGAUGGUAAAAUUAUUGAUUGGCGGAAUUUUGCUCCCUUUUAUGUUUAACUGAUGGUUACUCUUCCCAUUAAUAUCUGAAUGUGUUCAGCUAAGCUACAGUGUUCUCUGCAGGAAUAGAUAUCUUCGUGGCACCAAGGCAAUAGAACAGCCCAACAUCCUGGCCAUUGCUAGACAACGUUGGUGCUUGACGCUAAGAUGAGACAACAUGUGUUCAUCUUUACCAAUUAAAGCUGAUGGACUAGGCCUCUGAAUGUAGGAUGUUUUCCAUCUACAGAUAUGAAAACCUUUAUAAAGAAAGUAAUUAGAUACCCAGGAUCCCUAGCUGUAUCGUACUGAAAAGUGACACGAGGGAGUGAAUUUUCCUGUAAUUUAUAGUUUAGGUUUUGCUAAUAAUGGCAAUAUCUGUCACAGUUUUCAUGUACUUUUGGGUUCUAAUGUACAAAUAAUGUAAAUGGGGCACUUUAACCGUUUGCAUUACAAUAAUAGAUACUUGAAGUGGAACUAGUAGCAUGAUUUGGCGUGAUCAGAACUUUGUCACUAUGAUUUAAAGUGUUACAUCAUCACUUCAAUUAGAUCAUCAAGAAAUACCUGUUAUCUUCUAGUAAGAGGUUAACUGUAAUUGGCUAUGGAGUCACAAUGAGUUACAUGUAUAACCAUCUUCUGUUGCUUGCAAGAUAUCAGAAAUACAGGCAAACUGUACUCCUAGCCACAUGCUGAUAAAAAUACAAGAAUUCUUCAUAUUUCUCUGAAGUGGAUGAAGUAAGGCAACUUGUAAAUGAGAAUAGUUCCAUUGCGUUUCCAUUGGUAUAAGUAUUAAAUAGUGAAAUAGAUUGUUGCUCGCUUGUAUUAUAGCAUAACCCUACUCAAUGCACGCUGGGUGAAAACAUUGCCCUUCAUUAACCAUACUCAAAUACACUGAAGUACUGAGCACUGUUUGGGAGCUUUAAUUACUGAAAUUUUUCCCCUUGAUUUGCAGAACUUGAAUAUACCUUGUUGAAAACAGGCAUGCUAUAUUCUCAGUCACAUUUUUUGCUGUAACAGCAAUAACUGAUGACUCGUGUCUUUAUUGCAGAUAAUUUGCGUAUUAGACACGGGAUGGUUGAGAAAUAAGGAUUACAAUGAGACUGAAAGCUAAAUUUGGAAUUGUUGUGAUAUUCUUCUAAAUGAAAAUCUGGGUUUAUUUUUACUUUCAAAGUGAACAUGUAAAAAAAAAAAUUCUGUUCUGAUAGUUAGCACAAAUUUCCUUCACAUUCCCAACCAAAACCUGGUGAAUGUCAAGAAUAUGUACAUUGAAGUUACGCUUGAUCCUUUUUCAUGCUAACCGUGGUAUUUUGAGUGGGAUGAGAGUAUUAGGACGUCACAUAGCAGCGGUGCCAAAGACUUUACUACUUAAAAGCAAAAAUCUUGUUGACCUAUUUGAAAAAUAAAUUGUUAUCCCAAGUAUUUGCACACCUAACCAGGCCCAUACUAUUUAUUAUCAAAUAUUUUCCAAUAGCUUAUUCUAUUGGAUCACCUUGACUCAUAUCCAGUUCUACCAAUGAAGAUUAGACUUCGUCUCAAACAGAAAUGCAUUGUUGUGAGCUGUUUGUGUCCAGAGCAAUUCAAUUGAUUUUAAAGCUGAACUGAGUAGAAAUGUUGCAAAGGACCAUUUUAACACUGAAACAUUCCAAGCCAACAAUAGGACUCUAAAAAUCAACAUUUUUUAAAAGCCAUGUUGAGAUUUAAUUAUUCCAUUUAAACAUAGAUAAAGCUUGAAAGGUACUUUCUGUCCCUGCUUGGAAAACAAGUGCCUUCAACAAGGCUGUCUUACGUUGGGUUUUGUGUGUACAUUGUAUGUAUUCUUUGUGACAGUGACGCACUUUGUGCAAUUCACCUUUAGGUUAAUUGACCAAAUUUCUAUGUACAUCACUGCCUUGGAACAACAUCAGAGUAAGAAUUGAAAAGAAAAUCUGGCCAGUAAUUAUGACCCAUUUGCACAAGUAAACCUCUCUAGCCAAAGACAGACGGUGCAUUUCAGUCAUCAGAUGACUUGAAAUCUGGUAAUUUGCAACUUUUUAUUCCCUAUUCUUUAAAAUCUCCGUUACUUCAUAAAGGCCUGAUAAAACUAUUUGACCUUUUGAGCCUGCCGUAUAGCUCAGCAAUAUUAUGGCUGGAACCCUACCUCAACUCCAUUUUCUUGCACCAUUUCAAUUCCUAUUGAUUCCCUGAGUACUCAAAAAUCUAGAGACUUGUCUUAAAUAUUCUUAAAAACUAAGCAAUUUAGAUUGAGAAUUCAUAAUCUUCACAACCCUUUGAGUAAAGAAAUACCUCCUUAUGUUGCUCCGAAUUGGCUAAUCUUUGAUUCUGAUCCUGUGAUCUCCGUAUUCAAGACUCCCUCGCUGUGGAAAAUACUUUCUCAACAUCCACUCUGCCAAGCCUUUGAAAUAUUCUGUUUUAUUUAGUUCACCUCUUUCCCCAUUCUAAACUGUAAAAUGAAAUAGAGGCCUGGACAACUUGCUAUUUUCUUGUGAGGAAAAUCAUCUCUUCAUAGGAACCAAUGUUGUGACCAAUCAUUGCACACCCAGGAUGGAGGGCAAUGAAAGAAACAAGUGUGGCUAAUAAAGAGACCAAAGCUGUGCGUUAUUUUUGGUACGACCCUACCAAUGCCUUGUUUGGUAGUGAGGCUUAUUUACUUCACACGUUUUAUAAAUAUAUUCUCAACAUGAAGGAACUUGAACAACUUUACUGCUCCUUUUCCAAAAAGAUUUCUUAUGGUUAAGAGAACACUCGUUCUGGACACCCAUGCCAUUCAUAUGUGGUGUGGUCAUUUUCCUGUAAACUUACUUGAAGAUAUUUGUUUCUCCACUUGCUCAUUGGUAUCAAAUUGCAGUUUAAAACAAGCUGUGCAAUGUUAACUAUGAUGAUUCCCGAAGAUUUUUUAAACAUGAUCUAUUGAUAUUAUUCCACUGCCUCUGUCUGCUCUAAUGAAUUGUCUUUUUGUUUCCACUGUACUUUUAAAACUGUACAAAAUUGGAGCAACUGUUUAAAUUUAAGCUUUAAUAGCUUGUUUGAAAUACUCAUUUAGACUUUUACAUGAAAAAUGACAAGUUGGGCAGAGUAUUUGCGCCUUUGGAAGGGGCAAUAAACAAACUUAAAAAUAAUCUGUCCUCUAUUAAACUCUUAAUAGUUAUUUGUUUUUAAAACUAGAGCAAGAUGUACGUUUUGAAGAAUUGCUUGGGGUCAAUGAUGGGAAAAGAGAGUUAAAAGAGUCAUCAAAGCCACUAGUAUUUCUAUGGCUUCAAAUUAGGGUUUUACAGCAUUUGGUGCAAAUAGCACAUUUUAAAGAUUUUUGUUUAAUCUCCUGAAGUAGCAGUUUCCAGGUUAAAAUUGCAAUUUUAUGUCUGAAUAUUAAGGUCUACAUCCCUUCUUAACCGCUAAAAAUGUAUGUAACCAUAAGUAAUUUCUACAACAUGUGUGAAAUAGUUGCGUGUUCUUGCUCAUAACUGAACAGAUGUGCUAUAUUUAUUUCCAAAUUGGUUCAGUUCAAACAUUGACUGAUUUGUGUUAAAACAAUGAUUGGCACGUCUUUAAAGAUGAAUUAAUGAAGGCGGUGAUUUUUUUUAAACCUCAAGACAUGUAUUCGGAUGAUGGUUGGUUUCCAGUACUUUCAAGGUGAUUGGAAGAUAAACGGAACUUUAAACAAUACUUGGUAAUUAAACAGAGUAACACAAUUCCCGCUCCAACUGAACAAAGUCAGUGACUUUGCAGCCAACAUUCUCAGCUGAGCUACUGAUCAUUGCUAGUUCGCAGUAACGCAAGUUUGGAUUACGCAUUAGCCUGAUCUGUUACAUGAAACGUUUUACAGAACUUCAUGUGUUCAAUGUAUUGUUAACUCUAUUGUACAUUUAUGUAAAUUUUGUCCACUGUAACAUAGUUAAAAAUUAAUUUUGUAGUGGAGUGAAAUAAAAUGUGUGCCUUUACUGAAAA
Stegostoma tigrinum is the source of this 6489-nucleotide messenger RNA. It is a transcript of the gene ift54, whose product is annotated as TNF receptor-associated factor 3 interacting protein 1. The record is from RefSeq and is a predicted model, not a curated record. Bases 451 to 2160 code for a protein of 569 amino acids. Lineage: Eukaryota; Metazoa; Chordata; Chondrichthyes; Orectolobiformes; Stegostomatidae. Gene Ontology annotation, biological process: cilium assembly; regulation of microtubule cytoskeleton organization; intraciliary transport. Gene Ontology annotation, cellular component: centrosome; axoneme; ciliary basal body. Gene Ontology annotation, molecular function: microtubule binding. The transcript has 16 exons.